AUGACCGUGCCAAUCAAGCGCGUGGCCGUCAUUGGAGCUGGGCCCGCCGGGGCCAUUGCUGUGGACGCGCUGGCGCAGGAGAAGGUCUUUACUCUGAUUCGGGGGUUUGAGCGGCGCGAAGGUCCUGGAGGAUGUUGGAUCGGCGACACGAGCCCACCACCGCCGCUGACGGGCUUUGAAGCCCUCGCCAACCGGACGGCCGACCAGCCGGUACCGGUGCCGUCGACGCUGCCGGCAGUGACGCCGAAGCUGGAGCAGCCACGGUUCGCCGAGUCGUCUGUGUAUCCGUACCUGGAGACGAACGUGGACAGCCUGGCGAUGGCGUUCAGCCAGGAGCCGAUCCCAGCGGAGCGCAGCGCGUGGUCGGUUGCGAUGCACGGCGAGGACACGCCGUUCCGGCCGUGGCGGGUGAUGCGCGACUAUGUCGAGGGCCUGUUGAGCCGACGUGGCUACGAGUCCGUCUUUGCGUACGGCACGACGGUCGAGCGGGCGGCCAAGAUUGGCAACGAGUGGGAGCUGACGCUGCGGCGCAGCAGCGACGACGGCGAGGAUGCGACGACCGACUACUGGUGGACUGAGCGGUUUGAUGCUGUCGUCGUGGCCUCGGGUCAUUAUGCCGUGCCGUACGUCCCGGCGAUCGACGGGCUCGAGGCGUUUGCCCAGCGAUGGCCGGGCAGCGUGCUGCACAGCAAGCAGUACCGCGGCCGCGACGCGUUUGCCGGCAAGCGUGUCGUCGUCGUGGGCGCGUCAGUCUCGGCGGCCGACAUUGCCGUCGAUCUCGUCGGCACGGCGCAGUCGCCCGUCCACGCCGUCGUGCUUGGUCACGUGGUCAACGGUUUCUUUGGCGAUGGCGCCUUUGGCCACCCGGACAUCCGGAAGCAGCAGUCGAUCGGCCGGGUUUGCGCCGACACGCGCACCGUCUUCUUUGUUGACGGCUCGUCCGUCGCUGACGUCGACCUUCUUCUCUUCGGCACCGGCUACUCCUGGACCCUGCCCUUCCUGCCACAGGUCGCCGUGCGCAACAACCGGGUCCCGGACCUGUACCAGCACGUCGUCUGGCAGCACGACCCGACCCUCCUCUUUGUCGGCGCUGUCGGCGCCGGCCUUACGUUCAAGAUCUUCGAGUGGCAGGCCGUCUACGCUGCCCGGCUGCUCACUGGCCGCGCAUCGCUGCCGCCGCUUGCUGACAUGCGUCGCUGGGAGGCCGAUCGGAUUCGCGAUCACGGCGACGGCCCCAAAUUCACGGUCAUCCACCCCGACUUCGAGGAGUACUUUGAGACGCUCCGACAACUCGCCGGCAACGCUUCGCCAGACGCCGGCCGGCCGCUGCCUCCUUUUCGCCAGGAGUGGUUCCGCGCUUUCAUGGACGGCCAUGAACGUCGCAAGGCCAUGUGGCAGCGCAACAACGAGGCCGCCGUAGCUGCACGCGCUCCCGGUGUCGAAGAGGCUCCGAUCAAGGGUCGGUUGUAG
This is a messenger RNA of Grosmannia clavigera kw1407, 1470 nucleotides long. Its product is annotated as flavin-containing monooxygenase. The transcript is spliced from 2 exons. The coding region runs from base 1 to 1470 and encodes 489 amino acids. NCBI's taxonomy places the organism in Eukaryota, Fungi, Ascomycota, Sordariomycetes, Ophiostomatales, Ophiostomataceae. Gene Ontology annotation, molecular function: NADP binding; N,N-dimethylaniline monooxygenase activity; flavin adenine dinucleotide binding. The record is from RefSeq and is a predicted model, not a curated record.